AUCGCUCGACUCUCCCCGAGACACCGUGAGUAGUGAGCACUUUCGGCUUGAGCGGAGUGCAACUUCAGCUAACGCGGCCACGAGUACUCUGUGCGCGUUCUAUUCGUACGGGUCCGUUUCGUACGAGGUAAAAGCUGGUUCGAGCCGUUGAACGAAAGAUCGUGUUCUAUUAAGAGGCUCGCGCGUUCAAAAGUAGAGUGACAGUGUUUCCGAGAUACCGCCGAGAGAAACAGUUUUGCCGAGAUGAGUGUGCUCGGUAAGCAAUUGCAGAAUGGUACCUACGAGUUCGAUUACAAUCGAGCGCCCGAACAAAAGACGAAUUGGAAAGCCUUUCGGGAUUACAUCCAUAACCCCGCCGAGGGCACUUACUGCGGCCACACAGGAAAGAAAUGGGCUAUCACUGGUAUUUUCUAUACUUGCUUCUUCGCCGUGCUGGCUUUGCUCUUUGCUAUUUGCAUGAAAGGACUGCUAGCUACGAUAAAUACCGAAAAGCCAAGGUGGAUUUUGGAGGAAAGUCUGAUAGGAACCAAUCCAGGUUUAGGAUUUCGACCAAUCUCCGAGAUUCCUGAAGAAAAAUCGUUAAUUUGGUAUAGCUCGUCAGAUCCUAGCUCGGUGCAAAAGUGGACUGGCCUGUUAGAUAAGUUUUUAGAAGAAUAUGUUAAUUCAUCCCUGUUACCAAAUGGUGGUAGAAAUCAACAAAUUUGUAAUUAUAACACGCCAGUUAAGCCUGGACAUGUUUGUGCGGUCGAGGUGAACAACUGGGGACCUUGUUCGCCUAAUCAACAAUAUGGUUUUAAUAACUCGGCUCCAUGCGUCUUUAUUAAAUUAAAUAGGAUAUACGGCUGGAUACCGGAAUGUUACAACAGCACAAACGAUUUGCCAAGUGAUAUGCCAGCAAGCCUCGUUCAACACAUUAAAUCCGUCAACAGUUCACGGUUGAAUACCAUAUGGGUAUCCUGCGCAGGCGAAGAUCCUCACGAUCAUGAAAAUAUCGGUGAGAUAAACUAUUAUCCUGAAGAUCAUGGCUUUCCAGGGUAUUACUAUCCUUAUAAAAAUAUACCUGGUUAUUUAAGUCCCGUUGUUGCUGUGCAUUUUCUUCGACCAGCAAAAGGAUAAAAGUGUUGAUGCAGAAAAUACGACGUACAAUAUCUUCAGAAAACUUCCGGUUGUCAUUUUGAAAUAGCGGUAGGAGGAUCUGCCGAUAAUCAUUUUUUUCUGCUACUCGAUCAGUAAAGUUAGAGACCUCGGUGAAUGAACAGGCGAAGAAGUAAAAAAACGUAACAAUGACUGGAAAAGUGAAAGAAACAACAAGUGAAGAAAGAACAAUUAUACUAAAUUUACACAACAUGAACAAAUCGUACAGUGAAAUUGCAAAAAUUGAGAAGAAAAGUUGUUCCACUGUCCGUAGUGUCAUAAAACUGUUUCACAGUCGGGCAUGCGUUGAGAAUCUCAAGAGAAGUGGUCGCCCUCCCAAGCUAUC
Habropoda laboriosa is the source of this 1480-nucleotide messenger RNA. RefSeq names its product sodium/potassium-transporting ATPase subunit beta-2-like. Gene Ontology annotation, molecular function: ATPase activator activity. Gene Ontology annotation, biological process: potassium ion import across plasma membrane; intracellular potassium ion homeostasis; sodium ion export across plasma membrane. Gene Ontology annotation, cellular component: sodium:potassium-exchanging ATPase complex. Lineage: Eukaryota; Metazoa; Arthropoda; Insecta; Hymenoptera; Apidae. The record is from RefSeq and is a predicted model, not a curated record. The transcript is spliced from 7 exons. The coding region runs from base 244 to 1116 and encodes 290 amino acids.